Eriocheir sinensis (Chinese mitten crab) is the source of this 4358-nucleotide messenger RNA. Its product is annotated as cation-dependent mannose-6-phosphate receptor-like. The transcript is spliced from 6 exons. Gene Ontology annotation, biological process: protein targeting to lysosome. The record is from RefSeq and is a predicted model, not a curated record. Lineage: Eukaryota; Metazoa; Arthropoda; Malacostraca; Decapoda; Varunidae. Gene Ontology annotation, cellular component: trans-Golgi network. Bases 116 to 949 code for a protein of 277 amino acids.
CUCAAAUAGAAGUAAAGGAAGAAUUAGGGGACUGAUAAGGACCUGCUGCUGGUUGUCCCGUCCCGUAUGUGAUUCGGGAAGUAUACGUGAACAGCAAAGCAAUCAAGGCAAGGUGAUGGCAGGUGUGGCGCGGGCCCUGGGGAUGCUGGUGGUAGUGCUGGUGGUUGGGCUGGGGCUGGCACGGGCUGGCUGUGUCGUGGAUAAAAAGUCUGUGACAGAUGAGACCCAGCGGCUGGAGCAAGAGAGCCUCCUCCAGGCCCUCGGCCCUAUCAUGGGACAGAGCUCUGGGAAAGUGAAGGACAGUGAAGGGAACAUCUACGAGUUUUCCGUGUGUUCAGAUCUGAAGGGCAUGCCCAACGUCAGCCUUGCCCAGACUAACAAGAGCCCCGGCAUCCCCAUCGGCUUCAACAAUCGCACUCUUGUAUCCAGUGACAAACACUGGCUGAUGCUGACCUUCCUCGGGGGCCCACCUCGUCCGAGUCCGUGCAACGGCAGCAAGUGGGAUGGUCAUGUCCUCUUCAUUUGCGACCAUGAUGAAUACGAGAUGAACAUGAAAGUCCUAGAUGAUCCUGUACUGACAUUGAAAUUUUCUGCAAUGUUUGUUGUGCGUCACCAUAGUGUUUGUUCCCUGUCACCAAAGGGCCUAAGUCCAGGAGCCAUAUUCUUCAUCAUUGUCCUGGUUACCUUUUCGAUGUACUUCAUCUCUGGCUUCUUCUACCUGCGUUUGGUGAGAGGGGCCAAGGGCAUUGAACAGAUCCCAAACCGUAACUUCUGGUUCAAAGCAGGAAACUUAUUGGCGGAUGGUUGUGAAGCUGUGUGCCGCUGUGACCGUUACUGUGGAGCUGGUGAACGCCCCCCAAGCACCUACAGUGGCUACUCCCCUAUUGAUGAGCAGUUUGCACAAGACCUGCAGAAUGGUGACAGGGACUCUGCCUUACUCAGUCCCUAGGAGGAGCACAAGGAAUUGGUAUUUGUGUAGUUAGUGUAUUUCUAUGACAAUCUCAUAUUUUUAAGUAUGAUUCCCUUUAAGACAUGGCAUCAGAAUACAUGUUUUAUAUUCCACUGCAUUAUUUAAAGAGUGACUAAAAAGGGCAAAGCUUGAGAGCGAGAUUGAGGACUCAACAUUUUAUGCCCAAAACACUUAUAAAAAAUGGUUCAGCAGCCUUUUUUUAAUGGCCUGCCCAGCCUCAACAGGAAAUGAGUUCUCUAGUAAUGACAAAGAUUCGUAAUAAGUGCACUCAUUUACUUGUUGAAAGAUUUUUUUUUUUAUUUGGUUGUCAUGAUUCAUAAUUAUCAUGAAAAUUGAAUUGCAUAAUUUUUUUUCCCUGGCUUUUAUCUAAAAUAUGGUUGGAAUGAAUUAUCAGCUUUCUCUCUCGAUGCAUCUAGUUGGCAUUUGAUUUGCCUGAACGCAUCAUUUAUUUUUUACUAUUUGUAUGCAGUGUGGAGCUAGAAUAGUACUUCAGUAGCCUUUUGUGCUGCAACCCACUACAUGGCAGGUGUGUGCAACAGGUGAGGUGAAGGCCAUGUGCUGCUGCCUUCUGGUGGGGAUUAGUUCUUACAAACAAGUGAUAAAGCCAAUGGUAGAAAGUUUUUUUUUUUUUCCCCUUUUUUCUUAAGCUAAAGCAUGAGACUACAGCAAUCAUGUGGCAGAUGAUUUUAGUGCCUUAAGUUUGUUUAAGCAGGAAGCCAGUGAUGUAACGCCAAGAUGUGCCUGCAGCGGAUGAUAACUGUGAUGAGAGUUUGUGAGGUAGGCUACUGUGCAGAACUUACAGUAGGUCUCUUGAAAUGUAUACAUCUAUACAGUAGCAUAGUUUAUCCAUUAUUAUUUUAUUUUAUUAAUCACUUAUAAACUGUAUAUAGUUAUUAUUACUAUUUAUGCCAUUGGAAUUAUUUUAUCAUUUUUAAACUAGGUAACUGAUUGUACAGUAAAAGUCUUAAUCCAAUGAUGCUGAUUGUCUGACAAGCUCGAGUGUUCGUUUUUUCAAUCCGGCCAAUUCAGUGCCUCCCAAUGCUCCGGGUUUUCCCUCAGGUGGAACGUGGAAGGUGUGAGCUGGAUUGAAAGUUCAUGCUAAGUGUGUGACCCCUGACUGUGUGUGGGGAGGACUGGAGGGUAGGUGAGAAGAGAGGGAUAGAUAAUGGAAGGGCCUAGGGAGAGAGGGAGGUGGGGGCAGAGAGUGAAUGGGGGAGACUGUGUGUAGGAGGAUGGCAGGGCAAUAGUGGAUGGGAUAGGAAGAGAGGGAGAGCAUGGGUGGGAGGAUGGUAGGGGAAUAGAGAAUUGGAGCAAGGAAGAUGGAUGGCAGAUGGAAGGGGAGGGAGGAGGUAAGGGAUGGACAGUGGAAGGGACCUGAUCAACAACUUUAGAUCUAGGUGUAUACAGUCCACUCAACCUUUCCUCUAGAAAUAUAUUCACCAUUGUGAUGUAGCAACAGUGAACUUUUGGCACACAAAUAUCCCUCCGUAAAUCAAUAUUGUCUAGUCGAUAGUAGUUGUUUAUCUCCCAAAAAAUUCAAACAUUUUUGUCUUAUUAUUUUUUUCACAUGGCUUACAUACUACACUAGUUGGUGUCAUUGGUCUAUAGUAGUUCAACAGAUCUUUCUCAUCAUCACUCUUAUAUAUUGGGACUCUAUUUACUCCUCCAGUCUUGUGGCACAUCCUCCUUUUAACCCGGUAGCAGCGACGGGCGAAAUUUGUAGCUUUACUGUAUAGCAGCGACAGGCCAAAUUUGUGCCAUGAUAUAAACCCCCAAAAUAGAUGAUACAUAAUCUGAUCACAAAUGCUUUGAUAUUAUUAUUAAAUUGUUUGUGUGAGGGGUGAUUUUUUCUCAUUUUUCUUGCUUGGAGGGACCAUUAAGAAACAUGAUCCCCGCUGCUACCGGGUUAAGAACUCAACACUUUUAAGAUCCAUGCUGACACACCAUCUGGUUCCACUGAUUUCCACACAUCCAUGUCAUUCUUUAUUUUUAACAGCCCACCUGUGUUUACCUCUAUCCUAGUCUGUGGGGCCUUACUUCAGAUUUAGCUUUCACCAAAAGUUUCAUAUGGCACAAAAACUAAUGCAAAGCUGCCAUUCAGCUUUGUGUGUGUGUGUGUGUGUGUGUGUCAAAAAAAGGUUGUUCCAAUUAAAAAUAUACAUAAAUUAAUAUUAAAGGUAUUGAUAAAUUAUUUAAAAAAUAAUAGAUUAUUUCUUUAGUUUUAAGAGCAGGAAUCUCAAUAUAAUUGUCAUUUGCAUAAAUUUUACAACAAUUUUUGGUGAAAAUGCCAAAUAAAAGAUAAAAGAUGGUCCUGGGAAGAUAGGUAAAAAGUAGAAGAGGUUGUUUGAGAAGAGUUUUUUUAUAAACAUGAAAAUAUGAAUGGAGAGAGAGAGAGAGAGAGAGAGAGAGAGAGAGAGAGAGAGAGAGAGAGAGAGAGAGAGAGAGAGAGAGAGAGAGAGAGAUUUCAAAUUUUGUUGUCACUCGUUAUACUCUUUCCAAAUGUUUUGUUGUGAUAAAUAAGUGUAUUCUCAUUUUUAUUGCUAGUUUCCAUGACUUUCAUUCUAAAUCAAAGCACAAUUUACUGAAUCACCUUCCAAAAUAAUACAGUGAAGGGUUAGGUGGCGAGGACACAUCAAAGUGGAGUUCCGACUCACUUGAGAGAGAACCCCACACUGUCAGAUUGUCACAUGUCACCCUAGACCCAGGAGAACACUAUGCAUUCACCCCUGCCUAAUUGAGUAUAUGGGUAAUGACACUCAAAAUAACUGUGAUAACUUAUGCAUAUGUUCAUCUAAAUUCUAUCUGACAGUGCAAAAUUUGAAAGUCGGCCAGAAGCAUGUGGCAGUAGUACAUGUAACUUCUCCUCACUGUUCCAUGGAAGGAAUGUCAGUGUUAUACAGGAUAAGCUUUAGGAUAUGUCAAACAAAUUACUAAGCUUAGACAAUACACACAUACUAUAAUUUCACCAAAUUAUGAGGUUUAAUAUUACUCAUUCAUGCCUUGGGAUGGGCACAUAACUGAAUCUGUGUCCAUGUGUUAUGACAGUCUGGUCUGUGAUUGUAUGCUGAGCCUUUCUGAUUAAAAAUAAGAGCAGGUCUUGCAUUCUAGUGGAACUAAAUGGAUUUUCUAUUAGGUUAAAUUGCUGUUUGUGCAGUACAUACUCGCAGGCUCACAAUAGAGCUGAAUACAAUAUUUUCAUGGUUGUUACAAUUCAAGUAAAACUUUUGCCUCUAUAUUUUUUUUAUAGAAGAGCACCUAUUUCCAAUCAGGUUGUCUAGCAUGGUUGUAUACCAACUAAUAUAAAUCUAUGGGUGAUGUUUCUUUUUUGGCAUAUUUUUGAGGGAAAUUUUGAAUUUUCAUAUCAAAUACAAUAUUAGUCAUUAACAAA